Solanum tuberosum (potato) is the source of this 681-nucleotide messenger RNA. RefSeq names its product miraculin-like. Bases 1 to 681 code for a protein of 226 amino acids. The transcript has a single exon. The record is from RefSeq and is a predicted model, not a curated record. Gene Ontology annotation, molecular function: endopeptidase inhibitor activity. Lineage: Eukaryota; Viridiplantae; Streptophyta; Magnoliopsida; Solanales; Solanaceae.
AUGAAGAAGAGUAUUAGUAAUAUAUUGGUUUCAAGUUUGGUUGCCUUUUCUCAUGAAUUUUCCAUUUCUGAUAAUAAUGGGAAUAUUGUAUUCCCUCACGUGCUGGACAUGGACGGCGAACCACUCAAGAUAAACGAGGAGUACUCCAUUCUGAGUGUUCUCCCGGGAGGUGGAAGCGUAUACUUAGCUGAUAUUGAUAACCUUACCGAAUGCCCAAAUGACGUUGUGAAGGACAGGUCUGGUGAUUUUGAUCACAGCACACCCGUGUUGUUUUAUACUAUGCAACUUGGAAGAGAUCAUUUCGUUUAUGAAAACCAAGAUGUUAGUAUAAUGUUCUCAACUUCUUCUUCAACUAAGUCAUGUUUUAACGAAACUGUUUGGAAAGCUGGUUAUUACUUUCUAGGGCCGGUGCAUCCACCACCUAGGUUUGUUAUAACUGGUGGUACCUUAGGAAUUCCAGGACCUAAUACCUUAAACAACUGGUUCAAAAUUGAGAAAUAUGAGACGGAGAGUCCUCAUUCUUACAAGUUAAGGUAUUGUCCUAGUCAAUAUAUGUGUCCAACAUGCCAAUUUGAUUGUGCAGAUGUCGGAUUGUACAAAGAUAUGGAAUACACCCGUCUGGCUCUCAAUAACAUGCCUUAUCCCUUUGGCUUUAGCAAAGUAAAGAAGAAUGAUGCAUAG